AUGGGAAGUUGCUACAAGAUUACUGAUUUUUGUGAGGGUCAUACACAUUCCAUGGUACCUUUACCAGCAAGAGACCUGAUGCAAAGUAACAGGAAUCUUGAUGAAUUUCAACAAAGGUUCAUAAUUUAUGGUCUAAAGGCUAACAUUGGUCCAAUGAGUUCAUUCCGUAUGUUCAGAGAGAUUAUGGGCAGUUACGAUCGUAUUGGAUGCAAAGGUAAUGAUUUCAAGAAUUUUGCCAGGGACUUGAAAGUGCAUUCUAAAGGAUCCAAUGCACAUAUGUUGUUGGAAUCAUUUACCAAUAAGCAGGAUCUUGGAAACGGUUUUAGGUUCUUUCAUGACGUAGAUGAAGAGAAUAAAUUGUGUCGAAUAAUUUGGGCUGAUCAAACUUCGAUAAAGAAUUUCAGCUUGUUUGGAGAGGUUGUCUCAUAUGAUGCUACUUAUAAUACUAACAAGCACAAGUUGAUUUUUACUCCAUUCACAGGUAAAGAUAAUCAUGGAAAAUGUGUUUCCUUUGGUGCAGCGUUAAUAUCCCAUGAGGACACGGAGUCGUAUUCUUGGGUUUUGGAUCGGUUUGUUCAAAUCAUGGGCCAUGCACCUCAGAUCAUAAUCACGGACCAAGACCUAGGCCUCAAAGGAGCUGUUGCAUCUUGUUGGAAAGAAACUCGUCACAUGUUUUGCAUGUGGCACAUAAAUAUUAAAGUUGCUGAGAAAUUGCCUCAAAGAUUGAGAGAAGACACUUCUUUCAAGUCUACUUAUGAUAGUAUUGUCUUGACAGACAAUGAUGAUGUUGAUCUAUGGUUCACUGACAUGUUCGAAGAUAGGUCAAUGUGGAUCCCUGCAUAUUUUAGAGAAGUACCUAUGAGCGGCUUAUUUCGUACCAUUUCAAUGUCUAAAAGCGAGAACAGCUAUUUCAAACGAUUUCUGAACAAAACAUCUGAUCUUGUUUUACUUUAUACCAACUACUGUAGUGGUCUAGAUACACAGAGGUACAACUACAAACAGGCAACUCAUGUCGACGAGACACGUACGCCUAGGAUGGUCACAAACUUACCAAUUGAAAGGAACGCAUCUGUUGUGUACACUAAUACUGUUUUCAAACAUGUACAUGAUGAAAUAGAUCAUGCAAGCAAGGCUUGUGGAAUACAUAACAUGUACUCUGAAGGCAACGACACAAUCUAUGAGGUUAACGACAACGUAGAUGGUGUCUUCUUGGUUUGCAAUGUGAAAGAUGAGGAUGAAUUGUCCUACACCUGCCAUUUGUUCAUUAGGAAAGUAUUCCUCAAAAGUACAUUGUUGUGCAGUGAUGCAAGUUUAGCAUUUUAUGCCCAAAUGAAUCAUAUGAGGUACAGCCAAGCCGUCAGCGAGUCAAUUGCUCAUGUGAAUGGCAAUGAAGAGCUAUAUGAGCAAUUAUACAAUAAUCUCGUUGAAGUUCGAGAUAAGUUUGCAAAGAUUGGAGCAACAGGCACACCUGCAUGCUCAAAGACUAGGUUGUUUAAUGAAAUCUAUGGUUCUGCUCCUACAGAGAGUCACCAAGUGUACUUCCUCCUCACAUAG
Molecule: messenger RNA, 1554 nt
Organism: Salvia miltiorrhiza (redroot sage)
Lineage: Eukaryota; Viridiplantae; Streptophyta; Magnoliopsida; Lamiales; Lamiaceae
Product: protein FAR1-RELATED SEQUENCE 5-like
Exons: 5
Coding region: 1-1554 (517 amino acids)
Biological process (GO): regulation of DNA-templated transcription
Source: RefSeq, a predicted model, not a curated record